Messenger RNA from Amblyraja radiata (thorny skate), 1501 nucleotides. RefSeq names its product family with sequence similarity 81 member B (gene fam81b). The record is from RefSeq and is a predicted model, not a curated record. Bases 180 to 1316 code for a protein of 378 amino acids. The transcript is spliced from 9 exons. NCBI's taxonomy places the organism in Eukaryota, Metazoa, Chordata, Chondrichthyes, Rajiformes, Rajidae.
UUAGAGACCGAGGCUAACGACUGUCUGGUGUUUUCUCCCUUUUUACUUACAAAUAGAUGUAAAAUAAUGAAUUUUACCCGCUCUUCGGUUCGCGGCAUUGAAGCGCUGCCCAACACAAGGAAAGUCCCUGGAACCCAAGCGACCUAAACACGCAGGGCUGGGGAGUAAUCGGAACAAAAAUGUCCAGAGAAAACCUGCUGCAGGUUCAGGUUCCAGAGAGAGAUUACAUCGUUUUGCCAGCUCCGUUAGUUGCGAGAAGCCAUGUGCAAAUUAUGGAUGAUCGUUUAUCCAACCAGGAGAAAACCACCGCAACACUUCUAGAACAGGCUUUUCGGAUAAAAGACGACUUCAUUACUUAUUUGAGGGGAAACCAAGGCAACCUCACAAUAGAAAGAGCAUCCCAACAGCUGUUAGAAAACCACAUUCAAGUUAUAACCAGUAUCCUCAAACAACUCAGCACUGACAUGGAGAUCCUCGAACAACAGAUUAAAACAAGAGAUAGUGUGACUGCAGGAACUAACUAUGCUGUUCUAAGUCUGGAUCAUAAGCAUUUGGCUGGUAUUGGGGACCUGCGUGGAAGAGUUGCCAGGUGUGAUGCCAGUAUCUCCAAGCUUGCUGGUGAUGUUAAUGCAAUCAGUUGUGAUAUACAGAAAGCAAAGAAAGAAAUUCAGGAUACUAAGACUUCUCUCAAAUUUCAGAUGAAAGAAUUUGAAGCAAAGGUGAUGCAACUACAGAUGAAAGUAGACAACUCUAAAUCUGAACAAAGUACAAAACUCAAGACUGUAAGAGGAGAGCAACAACAUGAACUUCAGAUUCUAGAUUUCAAGAUUAAUGCUGCACUGACUGAAGUACAUGCGCAGAUGCAGCACCAGCAGGAAUGGACAGAGCAUAAACUGGAUAAAACACAGAAUGAACAAGGACAGCGCGUGGAUCACUUAUUACAUCUCAUGCAAGAGAAAACUGAUCUUGUAGAGAAGAAAAGACUGGAGAAACUUAAUCACAUUUCUGUGAGACUAGAAAAAUUAGAAGACAAACAAAGUUUGGAAGCUGAAUUAACCAGAAAGAAAUAUUCUGACACAAAGAUGAAUGAAAAACUUGCCAAAGUGGAGAAGAAUAUUUGGCAUGAGUUGGAGAGCAUAAAGGACGAAUACAGGGAAGGAUUUCAAUCCAUCAAGGAAUCAAUCAAUUCACUGAAUAAAAUCAGUGACAAGAAGAUAAAAAUGGACAAAGAGAAGGUUCAGAAAGACUUAAAACAAAUCAGACGGCAUAUAAAUGAUCUUAAAAAUUAUCCAGCAAAUUCUGUAAGACCUAAUUGAUAUCUUCAGCAAACCAUUUGAGUCUUUCAGAUGUCAUUUGCACAGCCUGUCGGCUUUGAGCUUUGCAUUUAUCUUGGUUCCAACAGCAAAAUAUGCUGCAAAAUUAAUAAUCAAACCUGGAUGGAUCAUGUACCCCUAAAAUGAAUGAAAUAAUGAAUGUCUUUCUGAUAAUAGACAAUAGUGCA